Paramecium octaurelia is the source of this 605-nucleotide messenger RNA. The record is from the annotation of a GenBank genome assembly. NCBI's taxonomy places the organism in Eukaryota, Ciliophora, Oligohymenophorea, Peniculida, Parameciidae.
AGGGAAAAGGCAUAUAUUUAGGAAGAGAUCAAUAAAAAAAUUAAGAAGAAGGCAUAAUAAGAAAGAAUUAAGCAUAGUGCUCUUGUGAAUAGGGCAAGAAUGAAACUGAUGAAUGCUAGGAAUUAAGCUCUAAUGAAGAUCUAUUCUGAUGAACUGACUAAUAAUGAUAAUCAUAGUCUUAAUACUAAAUCUAUAAGAUGAUUAGAUAGGAUGAGCGAUUUUAUGAAGAAUUGCUCAAGAAUUUGAUUGCGCAUGGAUUAAUAAAAUUAUUUGAACGUGAGGUUGUAAUUAGGUAUUCUUCCUAUUAAAUGGAAGAUGUUUACAUCUAGAUAUCAGACACGCUAAGAAUGUGACAGAUGUGGAUGAAGACAAAGGUUUGGAUGAAAGAAGUCUUUUAGAUAAUUCCUUAAAGGGAGUUCAAGACUAUUCCUUACAAGAAUCUGCCUCUGAUUAAUUUGACAUACCUAUUGCAUCAAGGUUAUUUCUAAAACAGAGAAUGAUAAGAAAUAUUUUUAUGGAAUAUUGAUGACUAAUAAGGAGGGACUGAUAGUCUACAAAAACACAUUGGAUGUCAGAACAGGGAGUGCAUUAUUUGGAAAGUGAAG